GUCAGUAGAGUUUUAGACGCGUAACCGGACGCUACGUGGGCGGUACAAAAAAAGCGAAGGAAAUCGCGUGCUAAGUGAAAGUGAAAACGGAAAGAUUAAAACAAGAGUUCUUUCUUGAAGCCCCAAGAUCGUAGGGAGAUCUUACACAUAUAUAUAGAAAAAAUCAUAGAAUCUUGUGUGCUAAAUACACUGCCAGUGGCUGGCAAUUAAAAUACUUAAUUGCUUGUGAAAGAGUUAAUAAGUAAGCUGUCAACGGCGACCUUGGCAGUGUGGAAUAUAGAUCUUGAGAUAAACGCAAUGUACAGUGUUUCGGUUUUAAGUUGUCUUUGCCUCGGCCUGAGUUUAAGUUUGGCCAGUCCCCAGUUGAACCUGCCCACCCCCCAACCGGAGGUUUUCUACAAUGGCUACACCCCGAAUGUGGCCACCACUCCAGCCCAACUUCGAGCGGAUCGGGAUCGGGAUCAGCGUUAUGGACCUCCCUACUCUGAUCAGGGAAGAACUGGCAACACAGACGAUGGGCUGGACGACUUUAGGUAUGGCCAGACAGAUGACGAACGCAUGAGGAUCGGUUAUAAUUAUCCCUCGCCCCAAGUGAACUUCAGUGACUCACCCUUCAGUGGGAAUAGGUUUUCCAAUCACAACUACGGACCCAUUUCCAGUACCACCGAUCGCAGCUACGGCAACGAUCCCAAUCUAAAUCAGCGAUACUCGGAUGUGCCCUACUCCUCUCAAGGAGAGCGCAAUUUCAAUCCCAACGAGCAGUACAAUUACAAUAAUAAUCCCAAUGUGGAAUUUGUGGGCGUUAACAAUCGCAAUCGGUUCGAGAAUCCAUUCCUUCCGAACCAGGAUCGGUUCAACCUGAAUCAGGGUUACUUGGAACGACAGCGCUACCAGCAGGAUCGUCGCUAUCAGCAGGAACUGGAGAAGCUGCGCAUCCUGCUGGUGGAGUCCGACCAGAAGGGAUCUCUGGAAUGCACCGCCAACGUGGCUGCCCAGUGGAAUUUCGAGACGAACGUCAAUGAUUUUACCCAAACGGAAGCGCUAAACGCUCAACAACGAUAUGUUGAGUUCCAACGAAUCACUGCCGAACAAUCGAAACGGAUCAAUAAGGAUCUGAUCUUCGAUCGUCGCCUCUACAGACAACUGAUGUUGCAGUCGGAAGUAGGACCCAAUGCCCUUCCCCUAGAUGUUUUGGACAGGUACAAUCGCCUGCUAAAUGAGAUGCUGUUCCUGUACAACAGCGCCGGAAUCUGUGCCUACCAGCAGCCCUUCCAGUGCGACCUUCACUACAUACCCCAGCUGAAGGACAUCAUGGCCAAGAGCAGGGAUUGGGAUGAGUUGCAGCACACUUGGGUGGAAUACCACAGGAAGGCGGGACGGGGAAUGCGGGAUAGCUAUGAGCAGUUGAUCGAUGUAAUGCAAGAGGUGGCAUAUGUGAACAAUGUCACCAAUGGCGGAGAGUACUGGUAUCUGGGUUACGAGUCGGGUAACUUCCGCCAGGAUAUGGAUAUUGUGUGGGAGCAGAUAAGACCCCUCUACGAGGCCUUGCACGCCUACGUUCGCCGGAAGUUGAGGGACUACUAUGGUCCGGAUCGUAUUAACCGGAUAGCUCCGAUUCCCUCGCAUAUUCUGGGCAACAUGUACGGCCAGUCGUGGUCCAAUGUGUUGGAUAUUUUGAUACCCUAUCCGGGUCGCAAGCUCAUCGAUGUUACACCGAGAAUGGUGGAGCAGGGCUACACACCGCAGUUGAUGUUCCAGCUGGCCGAGGAGUUCUUUACCUCGAUCAACAUGUCAGCCGUGGGACCAGAAUUCUAUCGAAACUCCAUUUUUGAGCAGCCCUUGGACAGGCGAGUAUUGUGUGAGCCCUCCGCCUGGGACUUUUGCAAUCGUCACGAUUUCCGAGUGAAAAUCUGUACGGACAUCAACCAAAGGAGUCUGAUUAGUGUGCAUCAUGAGAUGGCCCACAUUCAGUACUUCCUGCAGUACCGUCACCUGCCCAAGAUCUUCAGAAAUGGUGCCAAUCCCGCCUUUCAUCAGGCUGUGGGCGACGCCAUUGGCCUCUCCGUAUCGACUCCCAGGCAUUUACAGACCCUGGGACUUCUGCAGAGGUCCCUCGACGAGUCCAGCUAUGAUAUAAACUAUCUAUUUACCAUGGCAAUUGACAAGGUGGCUUUUCUGCCUUUUGCAUUGUCUUUGGAUAAUUGGCGUUACGAUGUCUUCAGUGGCAAUGCGAACAAACGAACUAUGAACUGUCACUACUGGAAUUUACGUGAAAAGUAUUCUGGCAUAAAGCCUCCAGUCCUGCGCUCAGAGAAGGAUUUCGACAUGGGAGCCAAGUACCAUAUACCAGCAAAUAUUCCCUACAUCAAGUACUUUUUCUCCACGGUUCUGCAGUUCCAGAUCUACCGAGGCCUGUGCCGCGAGUCUGGCCAAUACAUCCCGGGUGAUCCGAGGAAGCCCCUGCACCAAUGCGACAUUUACCGGCAGCCGGCAGCAGGCAAUCUUCUCAAAACCCUCAUGUCGAAGGGCGCCUCCCAGCCCUGGCAAGAGGUCCUUGAGGAAACCCUGAGAGAGGGUCGCUUGGAUGGCACCGCCCUGCGGGAAUACUUUGCCCCCCUUGAGGAGUGGCUGCGUCAGGAGAAUCUCAGGACGAACGAGUAUGUGGGAUGGAACUACGAUGGCGACUACUGCAAACGCAGCAUCGAGACUGCUGGCCUGCAAAUCUUUGGAGGUUACUACAAUGGAGGCAAUCGCCCAGGGUCAUCAUCUUACCUCUACCCCCUGAUAUUUCUAUUUUACUCUUACUUCAGCUUACAAUUCUUUUGAAAUUCUUUCGAACACAAGCCUAUUUUAAGAAUCUGUAAACAAACAGUCAGACAAAAUGUUGUUCCACUUACUACUUCCGCUUAUUCAAGUCGCACCUAUAACCAAGUUGAACUUGAAUCAAUGCCAAAAAAUACACACACACAAUUCUAAAAUUAAAUAAACGAAAAAAAAACGCAAAUCUGA
This is a messenger RNA of Drosophila suzukii, 3009 nucleotides long. RefSeq names its product angiotensin-converting enzyme Ance-3 (gene Ance-3). Gene Ontology annotation, cellular component: plasma membrane. Gene Ontology annotation, molecular function: metallopeptidase activity; peptidyl-dipeptidase activity. The record is from RefSeq and is a predicted model, not a curated record. NCBI's taxonomy places the organism in Eukaryota, Metazoa, Arthropoda, Insecta, Diptera, Drosophilidae. Gene Ontology annotation, biological process: proteolysis.